CUGGUGAUGCUCUCCUACCUCCUGCUGGUCCUGGCCGUCGCCAUGUGGGCGAUACUGACAAGCAGCCGUGGGAACAUAGAAGACUUCUUCCUGGCUGGCCGAAGCCUGGGGUGGUGGCUGAUUGGUGCUUCUCUGUUUGCCUCAAACAUUGGCCCUGCCCACUUCAUGGGCCUGGCCAGCACGGGAGCGGCCUCGGGGAUCGCCGUGGGGGCCUUCGAGUGGAAUUCUCCGUUUCUGCUCGUUGCUCUUGGCUGGAUAUUUUCUCCUAUAUACAUUAAGGCCGGGGUGGUGACGAUGCCAGAAUAUUUGAGGAAGAGAUUUGGUGGCUCCCGGAUCCAGUUCCUCCUCGCUAUUCUGUACUUAUUCCUCUAUCUCUUCCAAAAGAUCUCAGUGGAGAUCUGCACUGGGGCCAUGUUCAUGGGGCUGGUGCUGGGGAUGGAUGCUUACCAGGCCACCAUGGUCUUGAUGACCAUCACUGGCGUCUAUAUGAUCACAGGUGGUUUCCUCACUGUGGUUUACACGGACACCCUGCAUGCCAGCGUCAUCGUCCUGGGGUCCCUCUUGGUGAUGGGCUUUGCUUUCAAGGAAGUGGGAGGGUACCAGGAGCUACUGCAUAAGUACCCCAACGCCAAGCCAAGCAUAAUCCAGGAGGGAAACUGGACUGCCCCGCCAGAAUGCUACCUGCCUCGUGCGGAUUCUUUCCAUAUCUUCCGAAACGCCAUUACCGGAGACCUCCCCUGGCCUGGAGUGAUCUUUGGCAUCCCCAUCCUUUCCGUAUACUACUGGUGCAACGAUCAGAUCUUUGUGCAGAGGUGCCUGGCAGGGAAGAGCAUGUACCAUGUGAAGGGGGGCUGUGUCCUUUGCGGGUACCUGAAGCUGCUGCCCAUGUUCACUCUUGUGAUGCCCGGAAUGAUCAGCCGCGUCCUGUACACAGACAAAGUGGCCUGUGUCACACCUUCCGAGUGUGACAAGCACUGUGGCUCCAAAAGCUCCUGCAGCCCCCUCGCCUACGCUUUGCUGAUCAUCGGGCUGCUGCCCAAAGGUGCCCGAGGCCUGAUGCUGUCCGCACUGUGGGCGUCUCUCAUGUCCACCCUGACCUCCAUCUUCAACAGCGCCAGCACCCUCUUCACCGUGGACAUCUACACCCAGAUCCGGCCGACAGCCACGGAGCGGGAGCUCAUGGUCACGGCCAGGUUUUUUGUUAUCAUCUUACUUGCUGUCACCAUCGUCUGGGUCCCUGUAAUCCAAGCGACAAACAGCGAACAGCUGAUUGACUACAUGCACGCCGUGAAGAGUUACCUGGUGCCCCCCAUCGCCGCCAUCUUCCUGCUCGCCAUAUUUUGCAAGAGAGUCACUGAGCAGGGGGCCUUCUGGGGGCUGAUCGGUGGGCUCCUGAUCGGCUUCAUCCGGAUGGUGUCUGAGUUUGCCUACGGGCGCCAUACCUGCUCGGCAGACAACAAGUGCCCUCCGAUCAUCUGCGGCGUGCACUACCUCUAUUUCGCCAUAAUCCUCUUCGUCAUCAGUCUCCUCACCAUCCUGGGCAUCUCCUUGCUCACAGACCCGAUUCCGGACAAGCACCUCCACCGGCUCUGUUGGAGUUUACGCAACAGCCAGGAGGAGAGGGUGGACCUGGACGCAGAGAUGCAAGUGAAGAGAACGGCUCUGCGGGUGCAGCCCGGGGUGAGAACGGGGACCGAGAGCUGCUUCUGGAAGGCCUUGAACAUAUACUGUGGCCUGGAGGCGAAGCCAGGCGCCAAAGUGGCCCCAGAAGAGGAGACGGAGAAGGCGGAGGAGUCCGGUACCCCGCCCGAAGAGACAGUGCAUAGCGCCUCGCCCGAAGGGACGAAGCCCCGCGAGGCGCCGGAGUCGCCGUUCUGGAGCAAGGUGGCCAGUGUCAGCGGGCUCCUCCUGCUCCUGAUCACGGCCCUGUGCCACGUCCUCUACCACUAA
Molecule: messenger RNA, 1950 nt
Organism: Myotis davidii
Lineage: Eukaryota; Metazoa; Chordata; Mammalia; Chiroptera; Vespertilionidae
Product: sodium/glucose cotransporter 1
Exons: 15
Coding region: 7-1950 (647 amino acids)
Biological process (GO): transmembrane transport; sodium ion transport
Cellular component (GO): plasma membrane
Molecular function (GO): D-glucose:sodium symporter activity
Source: RefSeq, a predicted model, not a curated record